AGGCGGGUUAUCGCAAUGGUCUACGGUUCGGAUCUGGAGGCUCAAGAUUUCGAGGGCAGUCCGGCAACAGCGCGCUACAACAUCAACUCCUGGGUGGCACGGAACACGAAGAACCGCAUCGAGAACAUCAUCUCCAGCGAUAUUCCGCAGAGCACCAGGAUGAUUCUGGCCAACGCGCUGUACUUUAAGGCCUUCUGGGAGACGGACUUUAUCGAAUCGGCCACCCGGCCAGAUAACUUCUAUCCGAACGGCGAGGGAACUGAGCCAGUGGUGAGGGUCCAGAUGAUGGCCACGGGAGGAUCGUAUCCCUACCACGAGGAUCACGAGCUUGGCUGCAAGAUCAUUGGGUUGCCCUACCGGGGAAACCUGAGCACCAUGUAUAUCAUCCAGCCCUUUAAGUCGUCGGUGGUCGAACUUAUGACACUACAGAAGCGUUUGACACCGGAGAAGGUGGAGGAUUUGAUCAGCAGGAUGUACAGACGGCAGGCACUGGUGGCGUUCCCGAAGAUGCAUCUCACCGAGUCUGUGAAUCUGAAGACAGUCAUGCAGAAAAUGGGUCUGGGCGGCAUCUUCAGCACCGUGCAGAAUGAUCUCUCCCUGAUCGCCACAAGCGAGGUCUCCAGGACGAGUUCGCUAGGCGGAAAUAGCCUGCAGAACCUGGAGGCCCAGCGAAGAGCCGGAGCGGGAGGGGCUCAAUCCGAUUUGGUUGUGGACGACAUCGUCCACAAAGCAGGGAACGGAGGCGGCGGCGUCUACAUGCGCCACGAUCCCACCAAACUGGUACUGUUCUACGGCUUUUAA
Messenger RNA from Drosophila suzukii, 801 nucleotides. Lineage: Eukaryota; Metazoa; Arthropoda; Insecta; Diptera; Drosophilidae. The record is from RefSeq and is a predicted model, not a curated record.